UUGCUCGAAAGCCAGCUUUUCUUCAUAUCUCAGAUUGUACCAAUUACCGCUGCCUCUUCAGACGCCUCGGGCACACAUUCAAGCAGUCAAACUCAGUUGCCACAUGCUCUCUCGACGCAAUCGUCAGUCCAACUGCAACUGUCCACCUUUGUCGUGUCCGGACGCCGGAGCAUAGCGAUGGCGCACGCCUCCGAAUCCCUCCGCUCGCCGAGCGCCCGAGCAACUGACCGAAUGGCCGAAACCAUCUUGACGCCAGACCAUGAAGGUUGCUUCCCGUCUCUCCACGACUCUGUCCGCAGACAGCAUCACUCUCUCACCUGCCGGCCCGGCUCGAGAAGAGCAGUCAGCAAUGGCAACAGUCCCGGCCAUCUCGCGCUCUACCAACAGCCGCCGUCGCCAGCUGCUACUGUUGCUGAUGAUGCCUCGAGUGAGCUGGACGGCGGUGGGGCGAAGCGGUCCUAG
Molecule: messenger RNA, 462 nt
Organism: Protopolystoma xenopodis
Lineage: Eukaryota; Metazoa; Platyhelminthes; Monogenea; Polystomatidea; Polystomatidae
Source: the annotation of a GenBank genome assembly